AUGAUCUUGAUUAGGCUCUCCGACCGUCGGCAUGGCCUGAUAUCGUGGGCUUUUGGCACCCCCAGCGAUGGCUACAGUAGCUCUUCUCGGCCGGAGUCUAUGCUCGUUCCAAGAAAAGGUGGCGGAGGCCACGGGGCCGGGGGCGAAAGCUCUUCUGGAUCAGGAGGAUCAUCUGGAAAAAGCUCUUCUUCGUCAGGAGGAUCAUCAGGCAAAUCGAGCUCCUCUGGUUCAUCUUCCACGUCUUCCAAGUCCUCUUCAAUCUCUGUGAAAGGUCUUUCGGGUGGCAAGACCUCCGCCACGACAUAUGGACCCGGUGGAGGGAAGACUAGCACGAUUUCUGAAGGGCAACCUUUUGCGGGACGCACUGUCGGCGGGGGUACGAGGGCGGAGGUUUACGGGUCUUCGAAAUACGGGAGCGGAUACCCUCCUAGCUACUCUGGGAAGAUAACGCAAAGAGGACUCCCGUACUACUUUUGGCCCAUCGUUUGGUCCUCUAGGCCAACCGAUCCCCCGAAAAUUUCCGAGGGGGAAGGCACGUAUGGCAAGCCGGACAACACCUCUCGUCCAGGUGGAGCUCUGGUUCAAGCAGUCUUCUUUUCGAAUGUCUCAGAGUCCGCACAGUUUACGCUUUUAAGCGACAACUUUACCGUCACUGUUAUCAUGCCACUGAUAAAGUACAACUGCUCUAUGAUCAACAACUCGACGUCGUCUUCCACACCUGUACCCUACAAUCCAGAUGCAUCCUCUUGCUCGAUCUCCAACGCAUCCUCGUGCUAUCCCGUCGCGGAACAAGCGAUCCAGUACUACCGUGCUAGUACCGUCGUUCUCACUUUGGAUGGCUACAACAAUACGGCGGUCUUUGCCUCGAAUGAAACUGACUCCAAUGCCACGUCGAGCGGGAAUGCUACACCCCUCCCGAGUCUCAGUGAUACGGACCAAUCUUUAUUGGGCUGCUUGAACGGGACGAUUGGGGCGGCUGUCCCGCUUGUGGAUGGUGGUGUGUCAUCGAUGAAGUUCAGCAGUAAUGUGGGUGGACUGGUCGCUUCGGUAUGGUUGGUGAAAUGUUUGAUCAGGUGGAUAUUCUGA
Stereum hirsutum FP-91666 SS1 is the source of this 1086-nucleotide messenger RNA. RefSeq lists its product as uncharacterized. Lineage: Eukaryota; Fungi; Basidiomycota; Agaricomycetes; Russulales; Stereaceae. The record is from RefSeq and is a predicted model, not a curated record. Bases 1 to 1086 code for a protein of 361 amino acids. The transcript is spliced from 3 exons.